GGGUCGGGCCCAUCUGAAGAUAUUUUUGCUGAGGGGCCCAGCGCACUCUAGUUACACCACUGGCAAUUACUGUGAGGUUAGUGGUGACCACUUCUUGUCUGAAUGACUGAUAAACCAAAUUUUCCCUAUAUGUGUUAUUCGCUGAGGGGCUCUGACCAAAGGCUGGACCUGAAAGAAGACUUGACUUAAAACUGUCAGACAACUACUCAUGUAUUGGCACCACCUGAAUAACAAGUACCUACCUGAAUAGCCUCCACAUGUUCUCCAUUCCCAUAUACAUUACAGUCAUAAAUGUACAUUCUAUGCCUCUGUCUGUAUAUAACAACUGCGGGGCAGAUUUACUAAAGGGUGAAGUUGACUUUUUUUAUGGAAAAUUUGCCAAAAUUACAGUUCACAGGGACAUCACCAAUUUACUAAACGGUGAGGUGGACAAUUCACUAGCGAAAAAGCUCAGCACUAGAAAAGUUUCUAUCACUCUGUACCCUCACUCUCUAUGAGAUACACAGCUAUCUCUCCCUCUCUCUCUCUCUCUAUAUAUAUAAGAUACACAGCUAUCUCACUCUCUUAUAUGAUACACAGCUAUCUCUCACGCUGUCCCUCUCUCUAUAAAAUACACAGCUAUUACCCAAUGGCUGCAGACAAAUGGAGUUGAGGUGAGAGAUGACCCACAACCCCUCCUGAGCUUUGGCUAAUCAGCUUAAUGAGGGGAGGGGGCUAACAACAGGAGGCAGAAAGAAUCAGCAGAAUGUCAGAGUGAGAGGUAGAGGGGGAGAGUACCAAGGAGAGAAGCUGAUCAUCUUUAUAAGAGAGAAAUGAAAGUUUGCCCAAUAACACACUUCAUGAGCCAAUGAAACAUCUACAUGUCUAACUGGGCAAGGGAGCAAAGAGAACAGACUUAAUUAAGAGAGGAAAGUUGGAGUGAACUUAUCUCUGUACCACUGUAAGGAACUGGGGAAAACAGUGGAGGAAUGAAGAAAAAUGGAAAAAAGGUAGAAAUUGAGGAAAGAGAUGAAGAUUUUAAAGGAUAAGAAACAAGAAAAUAAAGUGUGUGUAAAAAGAAAAGGAAGAAUGCCAGCAUAAAAGAACAAGAGAAUGGUAAGAAAAGAGAUUAGAGAGGGAACAGGAGUAAGUCUGAGAGAGGAAAAAAAGCAGAUUAAAGAUCAGGAUUAGGUGUCUUGUCUGAGCGCUCUAUCCCCUCUGUCAUGGGCAGAGCCUUAAGGAUCUCUCCAGGAAUCGGCCAUAUUACAACGGGACCUUUAGGAGGGAGCACCACUUCAAAAACAAGUCCAGCCCUGAUGGAACUGGAGGCUUGCUGACUUCAUUGGUUUCUAACCAUCCAAGCCAUGAUCUCCAUCCACUAUUAAGCUCUGGAGUUUUAUCGAUGUCAUGCAUCAUUCGAACUCCCUACUUUUUCUCUCUAACCACCCCAGGUGGACUUCAUCAUGUUCCUACUUGCUCUAUUGCAUUUUUGUCCUUCUUUUACCAAAGAUAGCUUGGACGGCCACCUUGCGUAUUGGACUUGUAGGUCCCUGGACAUGUGAUCCCUUCUUGGCCAAAGCUCUUCCUAAAGUGGCAGCUCAGCUGGCUAUUUCUGACCUCAACAAAGAUCCUUCCCUAUCCUCUGGACUUUGGUUUGAUUACUUAUUAUUGACUCAAGAAUGUUCUUCACCCCUUGCACUAGCUGCCUUCAGUCAUAUGGAAAAUUCCGUAACUGCCUUUGUUGGCCCAGCCAACCCUGGAUAUUGCUCAUCUGCAAGCCUGCUUUCAAAAGGCUGGAAUAAACCAAUGGUUUCCUGGUCCUGCACUGGGGUCCUGAGCCCACUACCUUAUCCUGUAGAUGUUCUGUAUGCUGUGUUCAAGUUCUUCCGCUGGGCUGGCGUAGCAAUAGUCACUGGCCCUCAGGAUCUAUGGAUUGGCGCUGGCAUGGAGCUUGCUGAUGGACUCCGAGGCUGGGGUAUUCCAGUGGGACCUGUAAUCAUCAUGGAAGAGGGGGCAGAAGGGGCAAAGGAAGCACUGAAAAUAAUAAAACGGAGACAAAGAGUGAAAGUUGCGGUUAUGUGCAUGCAUUCGGUUUUAAUUGGUGGUGAAGACCAGCGCCGCCUACUGGAGGAGGCCCAUGACAUGAGGAUGACAGAUGGCUCGGUGAUCUUUAUCCCUUAUGAUACUCUGCAGUUUAGUCUUCCAUACGAUCAUUUGUUCCCUGUGUUCACUAACAACACCAAGCUCCGGCGAGCAUAUGAUGCCGUCCUUACCAUCACUGCCUCCUCUGAACAUGGAAACUUUUACGAAACCUUUGAGAAUUCAAAAGCCAGAAACGAGGUUCCACAAGAUAUUGACCCUGAAGAGGUGUCCCCUCUAUUUGCCACAAUAUACAAUUCAAUCUACUUGCUUGGUGCCGCAGCCGACAGCUCAUACCGAGCUACACAACGAGUGACAUCCUCUUCCACCACACGUCAUGCUAAAAACAUCCAGUUGGGAGGCUUUGGGUACCCAGUUAACCUGGAUGAGGAUGGAGACUCACAGACCAACUUUGUCAUCCUGGACACAGAUGGGGAUAGUAAAAGACUUUUCCCUGUGUAUACUUUACAGUCAGCCACGGGGGAUCUCACCUUUCUUCAGGAUAUUCAUUUCCCCUAUUCAUAUCGAAUUGGAACUGACUCUGACUGCUGGUUUGACCGGAGUACAAUCUGUACUGGAGGGGUGGAUCCCGCCUAUGUAUUCCUGAUCUUCAUCCUUCUCUUCAGCUGUAUACUCAUUGGAGGAUUUUUUACAUGGUAUAUCAGGCGUCGCAUUUACUAUGCAAAACUUGGAAGGGGGCCCAAUAAAAUUUUUCUUAAGAUGGACGACCUGUCUUUUAUUCAUUCACAUAGCAGAAAGAAAGUGGUGGAAGACAGCAGAUCGAGCCUGUUGGGGAGGAGCGUCAGUGACAUGCGGACACCUCGGCAUUCGGUAUCAGGGAAGAGCAUUGCAGCUGCUUCGCCGUACAACACAAACAUUGGGGUGUUUGAGGGGGACUGGGUUUGGCUGAAAAAAUUCCCUGGUGAGAAACAUGGAGACCUCCGACCAGCUACAAAAAAUGUCUUCUGCAAGUUCCGUGAGCUCCGACAUGAGAAUGUAAACCUGUACCUUGGUCUCUUCGAUGACAUAGGAGUAAUAGGUGUGGUGUCAGAACACUGCUCUCGGGGCAGCUUGGAGGACCUCAUCCAGAACCAGGACAUGAAGUUGGACUGGAUGUUCAAAUCCUCCCUUCUGCUUGAUCUCAUCAAGGGCCUCAAAUUCCUCCAUCAUCGUGAAAUUUCUCAUGGCCGCCUUAAGUCACGCAACUGUGUUGUAGAUGGAAGAUUUGUCCUUAAAGUAACUGAUUUUGGCAUGAACGAGCUCUAUGAUGCUCAGAGACUGCCCUCAACUCAACUCCAGCCUGAGGACCUGUUCUGGACGGCCCCUGAACUCCUCCGAGAUGCUACACUCUGCCAAAGAGGCACCUACAGAGGAGAUAUCUACAGUUUUGCCAUAAUAAUGCAAGAAGUUAUUGUACGAGGGUCUCCAUACUGUAUGCUGGAAGCCACAGCUGAUGAAAUAAUACGGAAAGUUUUGCGUCCUCCACCUUUAUGUCGCCCAUCAGUCUCUCUGGACCAGGCCCCCCCUGAAUGUAUCCAACUAAUGAAGCUCUGUUGGAGUGAGCAGCCUGAGAGAAGACCCACAAUAGAUCAAAUAUUUGACCAGUUUAAAAAUAUAAACCGUGGACGCAAGACAAAUAUUAUUGAUUCAAUGCUAAGGAUGCUGGAGCAGUAUUCCAGUAACCUCGAAGACCUGAUUCGAGAGAGGACAGAGGAGCUGGAGGUGGAAAAGCAAAAAACUGAUAAACUCCUUACACAGAUGCUCCCACCAUCAGUAGCAGAAGCUCUGAAGACAGGUACUCCAGUGGAGCCAGAAUAUUUUGAUGAAGUCACUAUAUAUUUCAGUGAUAUUGUUGGGUUCACCACCAUCUCCUCUCUUAGUGACCCCAUUGAAGUUGUUGACCUCCUCAAUGACCUGUAUACACUUUUUGAUGCCAUUAUUGGAUCCCAUGAUGUCUACAAGGUGGAGACUAUUGGUGAUGCCUACAUGGUGGCCUCUGGUCUUCCAAAAACAAAUGGUAAUCGUCAUGCAGCAGAGAUUGCCAACAUGUCCUUGGACAUUCUCAGUACAGUGGGGUCCUUCAAGAUGAGGCAUAUGCCUGAUGUUCCAGUCCGGAUUCGGAUUGGACUCCAUUCUGGCCCAUGUGUUGCUGGUGUGGUUGGGCUCACAAUGCCUCGAUACUGCCUCUUUGGUGACACUGUAAACACAGCUUCCCGUAUGGAGUCCACAGGACUUCCAUACCGAGUUCAUGUAAAUCUUACUACAGUGACUAUUUUACAGUCUUUGAAAGAGGGCUACCGGUUUGAAGUCAGGGGCAAGACUGAGCUCAAGGGUAAAGGUAUAGAAGACACUUACUGGCUUGUAGGAAAGGAAGGAUUUACUAAACCUCUCCCAACACCGCCCGAUCUUCUUCCUGGUGCCAGUAACCACGGCAUCAGCUUGGAUGAGAUUCCAAAAGAAAGGCGAAAGAGACUUGACAAGGGUGACCAGAAGAAAAAAAAAUGAGGUGAUUGUGCCUCUUUCAACUUCUAAAGAUCUAGGGAGAUCCUGGAGAAGGAAGCAGACAUAGCACUGGACUUAAUGCAGUCUGGGCCAAUGGAAAGAGGAAAUGUAGGAAGUUCAUCUUUGGUCAUUGAAUGUCUUUUUAGGUAGUCUCAGCGAGAACAUUGCCACUUUUCCCCCCAAUUUUUUUUUUAUAUAUGAUGUCCUGGUACCAUGAGUCAUAUGAGUACCACAGGAGACAGUGCUCCCCAUGAGAGUCAGAGGCCAUACUGGGAACCUCUGCUUACCAUCAAUGGCCAGAUCUUUGACCUAGAACUUCCAAUUGUUCGUGAAAGGUCUUCCAAGACAUCCCUCUUGAAGUCAUGCUGAGGGAAGAGAAGACAACUGUAUAAUGGGAUCUCCUCUCUCGUACCCUCCUUUUUAGCUUAUGCAUUUGCUGGAGUGUUGUCUCACAAGUGGACAGAUGUCUUACUAAAGAAUGUCCCACUCUCAUGGAUUCUGAGUCACUGAAUGAAAGUAUGUAUCAGAGAAAAAAUAAUGGUGGCAUGUUUGGCAAAUGGGAUCUUUGAAAGACGAUCUUCACAAAAUGUAGUGAUGGUUGGGAAAAUUUAAUUAUGUUGGUCCUUUUUUGGAGAUCAUUGGAGGUCAUUUAUCAAGAAGGAUUUAUGGGAAAAAUCUUAUUUUGGCCAUUAAUCACUGUAUUCUGAGCAUUUUUUAUCCUCAAAGUUGGCAUCAUGUAGCCAAACACUACACUUGGGGGCACAUUUACAUAGGUUCGAAUAUCAAGGGUUAAUUAACUAAUUUACCACAAUUAGUUCAAUUUCAAACGAUUUUUCUACGACCAAAAAAACCUUAGAAAGCCUAUGGGGACCUUCCCCAUAGGCUAACAUUGAGGUUCGGUAGGUUUUAGGUGGCGAAGUAGGG
This is a messenger RNA of Xenopus laevis (African clawed frog), 5544 nucleotides long. RefSeq names its product guanylate cyclase 2D, membrane (retina-specific) L homeolog (gene gucy2d.L). Lineage: Eukaryota; Metazoa; Chordata; Amphibia; Anura; Pipidae. Bases 1387 to 4623 code for a protein of 1078 amino acids. The transcript is spliced from 19 exons. The record is from RefSeq and is a predicted model, not a curated record.